AUGUUGUUCCACCCUGCCCGAGAAAAUUCCGGCCGUUUUUUGAUUGUCCCCGGGAACCUUUGUUCCUCUUCCCCAGAUCGUCGAUCCCUGCUUUUUCGUUUGGGCCUCAAAAGUUGGCUGGGACAGAUAAGCGGAUUGACCCUGAAGUAUUCGAACUUCUUCCAUUCUGCCGAGCUCUAUAUUAUUAUUAUCGUUCGCAUUUCUGGUCUGAAAGUCGUGGCACGAGGUCAUUGCAUGGAUGUUGCUUUCUGCUCCGCUCUAUGCAUAUAUAUCCCAUACUAUCCCCAUAGACCCCCCGUCGAUUGGAUCUCUCAUGAAGAUUGCCCAGGUGAUCCCAUCCUCUUCCGUUGA
Monascus purpureus is the source of this 351-nucleotide messenger RNA. Lineage: Eukaryota; Fungi; Ascomycota; Eurotiomycetes; Eurotiales; Aspergillaceae. The record is from the annotation of a GenBank genome assembly.